AGAUAUUUAAAAAUCUAGUUAGGAGAAACAGGAAGAAGCGGUCCUGUUCUUGUGUUGGGUAGAAGAAGAAGGAAGGGAGGUCAUCACAUGGGUUCAGAAGGAGAAUCAGCAACGCCACCAAACGCAAAAGAUGCGAAAGACUGGGUGGAGGAUCUGCAACGUACUGUCAUUCAAUCUAAAGACUCUGCUCUUCGCUCUGCUCGUUCUCUUCAACAAAACUCUUCAACCCAUCUUCGUUCCUUGCAGGAUUCUCUUCCCGAUGUUGUCACCCGUUAUACAGUUUACGAACAAACUUUCCUCAACAAAGUCAAAGAGCAGUUGAAGAGUGCACGGGAACACCCUGGUGCAGCUAUUGGGAUUUCUGUAUCUGCUGGUUUCCUUCUUUUGCGAGGCCCGAGGAGAUUUUUGUUUCGCCAUACAUUGGGUCGACUUCAAAGUGAGGAGGCAAAGUUUGUCAGGACAGAGAAUAAUGUCAAAGAGUUGACCCUUUCUGUUGAUUUGAUGAAGAAGGAGAGCAAAAAACUGCUUGAAAGGGCAAGUCUUGCUGAAAAGGAUAUGAAGCGUGGAGAAACGGAGCUCUUGAAUGCUGGAAGUCAAGUUCGGAGUCUUGCGAAACAAGCUUACAAAGUUGAAUCCCAAGCUGCAGAUUUGAUGGAAGGCCUGAGAGAAAUCCCCGGUAGGGAGGCAUUGAAACUUAGAGCUGAGGUUGCUUCUACGGUUUCACUUCUGAAGCGGCAGAGGGUUGCCCUGGACAAAAGGAUAAUGAAGAUCUCUGAGUUAGGGGUUCCUGUCUGAUUACAUGUAGAAAUUUUGCAAAUUACUAAGAAUUUUGGUUUUCAGUUGCAUUACAAACUGCUUGGUUAUUCCGGUUAUGUACGAGCACUAGAGGAUUGAAAUAAAAGGAAAAGCUGCUUUUUUCGAAUGUUAAA
Mangifera indica (mango) is the source of this 929-nucleotide messenger RNA. RefSeq names its product RGS1-HXK1-interacting protein 1-like. The coding region runs from base 88 to 795 and encodes 235 amino acids. NCBI's taxonomy places the organism in Eukaryota, Viridiplantae, Streptophyta, Magnoliopsida, Sapindales, Anacardiaceae. The transcript has 8 exons. The record is from RefSeq and is a predicted model, not a curated record.